Messenger RNA from Vitrella brassicaformis, 7521 nucleotides. The record is from the annotation of a GenBank genome assembly. Lineage: Eukaryota; Vitrellaceae.
CUCAUCCUUGCUCAAGCCCUUCCCCGCUGCGAUGGACGUUGCGCGCGCCGCUUCUGCUUCCGCCGAUGGCGAGAGCUACGAGGAGGAGGAGGAGAUCAUCGAGGAAUCCAUCCCCACUCUCCCAGAUGUGCUGGUGCGCAGAGCCGACCUCGACGACGCCUACGCCGUGGCGGCCCUCCUGCAGGCAGUGCAGCAGGGCCCGCCCAACACCGAGGCCACCACUGCUGGCAGCGACCCCGUCCGGUCCUUCCCCCACUUCGGUCUGCAGAGCACGUCGAGCGACAGCAUUGCAAAGACCAUUGAGACGGCCUUCCUGUCGGUGGUGGCCGAGGACAAGGAGGGCCACAUGGUGGGGUUCUGCUCGCUGGAGGAGAAGCCGCCCGUGCUGGGUGCGGGGUAUCUGGCGUCGGAGGAUGAGUUUGACGACAGUGAGGAGCGGCGGCUGGGUCGGCUGCAGCAGCUGAGCCAGUGGGAGCGGCUGUACAGCGAGUGGGUGGAUGAGGACAAUGUCGAGGAGGGGCCGGAGGUGCGGGUCAAGUCCAAGAAGGACGAUGAGGACGACGCGCGGCCGCCGCUGCCGAAGAGCAGGACUGUGCCCACCAACUCGCUGUGGCUGACCAACUUUGUGGCCCAGUCGGGGUAUGAGCACGACAUACUCCGGAAGAUGAUCAGGGCCGUUCUGGCCACACGACCCGAGACACACAAUAUUCUGCUCUUUGUCAAGUACGGAGGAGGGAGGCGAUUGGUGUCUCCUCCCCGUCUGUCUGUCUGUCUCGCUUACUUAUAGGUAUGUCUGCGUGUCAGGUUUGGUGAGGAGGCUGAGGCGCUGCGUCUGUGUCACAAUGUGUUUCACAACCUGCCCAUCCGGGAUGAGCCCAAGAUGCCCCCAACCGUCUCCUCGUUCGACGCAACUCCCAAACCUGAAGGCACGCUGUGGAGGUCAACUCAACUCAACACACACAUAAAGAUCUUGACGGGAGGAGAGAGCGACGGAGCGAGCCGCGCAUCGCAUCGCACACGUGUAGAUGUAUGUGUGUGGGUGUGUUGGUCGUUGCAGAUGUCGGCGCACCGCGCCGUGGUGUGUGCCGCCUUUGUACGUCCGUAUAGCUGAGGUGGAGGACCACGAUGAGCUGGUGGACGUCUUCGACAAGCAGAGCGAAGUCAUCACACAAAUCUACGGCGACUACUUCAUCGCCGAGCUCAUCGAGGGCCAGAACAGCGACAACCGUGCGCUGGUGGCGGAGGUGGACGGCCGUGCUGUGGGGCUGAUGUGCCUGACGUCCGACGUGGACAUCAACAUCCUCUCCCAGUGCUUCCAGCUCGAGCCCUUUGACAACCUCGUCAGACCGCAGUACAUGGACCGAAUCAGAGACAGACUCGUAAGCCAACAAGCCUCCCUUCCCCCUUCCACCAUACGCCUCUGUCUCUCUCUCUCUCUCUCUCCGGAUGUACUGAUCAGCAAGAGAUCCAGCUUCGCGACGAGGGUGUGAUGGAGAGCGACGAGGAGGACAAUGACGAUGAGGGGUCGUUCGAGGGCCGGACUGACAUCCCCGAGCCUGCGCCGGGCGAUGCGCUUCUGGCGGCCUUCAAGUUGGUGGAGGAGGAGGAGGAGGGCGGCAUCGAAAAACUCAUCGAACGGAUACCACGCAACGACGAGGGACAAAUCAGUGCGGUAGGGGGCUUGGGUGGGGGCGCACCGGAGGGAGGUGUCUCUGCCCUUCUGCUGUUUGUACGUGUGUGAUGUCUUGUAUGUGUGUGUGUGUGUGUGUGCAGGUGAGCAUGUUGCAGACGCUUCAGAUGGUUGAUUUGGGUGAGGAGAUCGCCGACCAGAUCGACUUCGCCGACUCACUCAUGCUCAUACUCUGGCAGGUAGGGAGGGAUGGGGGCAAGCUAAGCUACACACAUCCAUCCAUCCAUCCAUCCACGCCCGUACGACACACGGACGGGGUGUGGUGUAGGUGGCCUUCACAGAGCCAAUGCUCGACGGCCAGUCCAUCGUGGAGCCCGAGCGCGUCGUCAGCGCCAUCCAUACCUUCCAAAAAGUCACACUCACAGAGGUAGGCCAGGCAGGUACGCUGCACAUAGGCACAAUGACAUGACACACACCAACCAACCAACCAACCACCACUCACAUCCCCUGUUCCCUCCCCUCCACUCAGCGCAAGCGCCUCGGCAAGCUGCUGCUUGAGCGGUGGUCCGACGUGGAGUCGGCGUAUGAGGCAGUGGACGACACCAAAGACACCACGGCGGCCAUCGGUGACGACAGCCCUGCUGCUGCUGCUGGUGGUGGUGGUGAGGGCAGCCCCGAGAUGCUCACGGACGCGGCCAGGGAGGGAGGUGGGGGUGCGUUGGAGGACGAGGGCGGCCGUGAGGAGGAGGAGGAGGACGAGGCGGAGGGUGCGAGGAUCCUGCUGGUGCUGCUACGGCUGGGUGACAAGGGGAUCCUCACACACGAGGAGAUAGUGCAUUUGGUGGCGGCCUUUCACUGGUGGGGGGACAUCUCCAUCCUUUACCCCAUCUCACGGGCGUCACUGAAAACACUCAGGGUGAGUCGGGGCGGGGCGGGGGAGACAGCGCCCCGCAGUGUCCGUUCAUCUAUCUCACUGUGUCUCUGUUUUGUAUUGUAUGUGUGUGCCUGUGUUGUGUGUCAGGUCACGUGUGAGCGUCUGGCUCGUGGCGAGGAGGAGUAUCUGCUGCUGCACCACGGCAGCCCCAUGUGGCUCACUUUCGUACCCGACGAGGAGAAGAACGCAUUCUGCAUCAACCUUUUCGGACUCGAAAGCACGGUAGGUAGGUACGGUCGGUACCUAUGCGACCGACCGACCAAGUGGUCACUCACUCACAAACACGCCCCCUCCCCGUGCGGUGUGUGCCCUGCGGGUGUGCCUUGCCUGCAGCACCAAGCCCAGGCCGUCGAUUUCCUGCAGCCCGCCUUCUCGCUGUACCCGACGAAGGAGUACUGCAUCCUGACGCAGCCCACCACGGCGCCCCCCUCCCCGCUGCUGGCCGCUUUCUCCCUGAUCCCCGCCCGUCCCACGAGCACCUUCAGCCACGCCCUCUACCUCCUCCACAGGUCCGCCCUGCUGCACAUCAGCCCGCCCAUCGUGCGGCCCAUCGCCCCCCCUGACCUGAGGGAGCUCGACAUCCUCACCAGCGGGCUGAGCGAGGACAUACGCGACUGCCUCUUCGACAUUGCGCAUGAGCUCCUCUACAUACCCAGGACAAAGGACACAGAAAGAGACAAAGACAGAGAGGAGGAAGAUGGCAAUGAUGACGGCGAGGAGGGAGGGGAGGAGGAGGGAGAGGGAGAGGACGGUGCAGCUGAAGGGGGGAGAGAGGGGCGGAGUAAGAAUUCUGGGAGUGAUUUGGCACCCUUGGAGGUAUCGGGCGGGCCGGGCUCGGCGGGCAACCCGCACCGCAAGAUGCUGGUCGUGUUUGUGGAGGGACAGCUGGUGGCCAUCCUGGAGGCCACGCGCUUGUCUGCCGUCGAGAUCGAAGCGUACAAAAGGUGGGUGAUCAACACACCAAUUCGCCGGCCACAAGACAUCCCCUCUCCGUCUCUGCGUGUGUGCGUGUGUGCGUGACGACCACCUCAGCCACUACUACGUUGAGGAUUUCUUCAUCCCGGACUUCUACGCUCCGUCGAGCCACAUCCGUGUGGACCGCUGGCUGCUGAACCCCGCCUUCCAGCCGCUGAUCCGCACAAUACUGCGGGAGACACUCAGGUGGAUGGGCGGCAGUGUGCUCUACAUGGAGCAGCCCAUCGACUGCCCCGCACCCCCCGUCAUCUCGGAACUCAUACAGGUGCCUUAAGGCCUUGCUGUUUGUUUUGUUCUCAGUGAGAGAGCAGAUGGGACAGACACGUGUGUAUGUGUGUGUGCAGGUGGCCCCACGUCACUUCCCCACGCUUAAGAAGCUGGAGACGGGCUACAUCAGCGGCAAAAGCAAAAACAAGAACCCUUACGUCACCAAGGAACCUUUCGCGAGUCAGUCAGAGAACCAGCCAAACCGAGCUGACGGACACGAGACAGGAGACACACGACACACAAGCCUUCUCCGGUGUGUGUAUGUCUGUCAGAUCAGUCUCCCGCUGACUUGAAGGGUCUGCUUGCGACCCGCUCAAUGGAGUUCGAGCGACACCAGUACCUCAAGCAGCAGGCGGCCCUCUACUAUGACGAGGAGUCGGGCCAGGCCACACACCAGCUAUACCAACACAGGGGAGCCUCACUCGUCCCCAAGCGGCUACUCAGCGACCGCAAGCUGCCCGUCACUGCACGGAUUGUCGUCGUCGGCGCGUCGGACGCAGGUGCGAAUGCAUUCGUCGAAUGCGCUCUGAUGACAUCCAUUAUUCCAUUUGUGUGUGUAUUGGGUUGGGUUGGGUUGGGUGUUUAUAUGUUAUGUGCAGGUCUGUCUGUGUUGGAGUCUCUGCUGUCUCUGCCGCACCUGUCGUUCAAGUCCCUGGCUUUGCUGGCGCCCGGGGGUCUGCCAUACGGCGACACCCAGCACUCGCCACUGCUCGCAUCCAGCGGGGCCUACAACUUCGAUGACCUCAGGUGCACACACAAUUCCGUCCGUAUACAUACACACACAAGGGUGCGGUGCCCACCUUCACACUUGUGAGUGGAGUGCAGGCUGCAGCUGUUUGAGUUGCGUGUCCGUGUGCUGGACUCCCGCAUGGUGAGCCUCGAUCGCAAGAACGGCACUGUGGGGCUGCAAGACGGAUCACAGCUCCCAUACGACACACUCGUUCUCGCCGCAGGACUGCAGGUUUGUUAUGGCAGCCAGCCAGGCCACCCACACACGCACACACGAUGGAUGCGGGAUGUGUGAUGUGUGGAUGUUAUGUGAAUGAAAGGACGAUGCGCUCAACGCCAUGAAGAUCCGCAGCUGGGGCAUCGAGACGGGACCGACAGGGCCGUUCGCAGUGCGCGAGCCGUCGCCGUACAGCCAGCCGAUGGGCGAGGGCCACUCGGGCGCCACUGGUAAGGCGUCCGACGUGCCGCUGCCCGAGGGCUUCAGGCGGCUGAAUGGAGCCAUCUCAUCCGCAGACCCCACACUGAGGGAACUGCUCAUUGAGGGAGGUGGGUGAGCAGAGAGAAUACAGAACAGACAGGAGGCUGUGGAUGGAUAACAAUGUCGCCUGUGUGUGUGGGUGCGGUGCAGGUGUGUUGAUGAAGAGUCUGAUAUGGAAUCCGCUGUCCUACGCCGUGGUGUACGGGAGGUCCCUCGACGCCUACUGCCUGGUGCAGGGCCUGCUCCUCAGGAAGGUCCCACCCAAGAAACUCAUUCUCGUCCUGCCACCGAGGUGGGUGCGCCCACCAUUAAUGCACAGGACACAGCCCACACAAUGCAGUCACCCUGACCUGUCCCCCCCCCCGUCCCCACCUCUCACCCACACAGAGAGGAGGACCUGCCAGCGACCGAGCUGGCCAGCCGGCCACAGCUGGCGUGUGAGGCCUUCCGUCGCGGAGAUGCUGUUGAGCAACGUAUUCACGAGCUGCUGAGCAACCUUGGUGUGAGGGUGCUGGAGAACUUCAAGCUCUGCGGCGUGCAGCAGGACCCCAGGCAGCGGCUCAAGGGCAUCAUACUCGAAGACUACAACCUCACGCUGGUCAGACACCCACCAACCCACCAAGCCACCCACCAGCACACAGAAGGGAGGGACAAGAUGACACGUCUCCCUCUCUCUCUCUCUCUGUGUGUCAGGAUGAGGCGCGCACUGUGGCCGAACAGCUCGCAUCCGCCGAUGCAGAGGACAAGGGCGGCUCCAACGUGCCCCCUCCAUCGGGAUUCGGCAAGUCGGCCCCCCCUCCCCCGCCCCAGGACAAGAAGCGCCACGGUGGCAACCAGCUGGAGCUGCUUGACUAUGACAUGUCGGUGGGGCGGGUCAGGAGAACGCUCGCCUGUCGGCUGCUGGUGACGGCUGACGCUCGCAACGUGGACCCCGAUGUGUUUGCGGCCGUGCACAGCAACGGGCUGGUCUAUGACGGCAGACUCAUCGUAGACCACACCUUCAAGGUCAGGGCGCACUGGACCAUGCGGUGCUGGCUGGUUCUGGCGGUUGAUAGAUGUGCUGUGGGGUGGUGUAAUGUGGGUGUGUGUCAGACGACGGACGAGAAGAUCUACGGCGCCGGCAGCCUGUGUGAGUUCUGCCGUCGGUACCGCGUCAGGCGGGACGCUUCGCUCAGACAUGACGGAUUCAACGGACGAGAAGUAAACAAAACAAGCACGGGAAAUGUAUGUAUGCGCCGCAUCCUUCUCUCUGGUGUCCCGUCCUCUGCCUACCAGAUCGGUCAGCGCCUCGCCGAGUCCCUCUGUCGGUACUGCGACCCCAUCUACGGCGACCAGCCGUCCCUCCUGCGUCAAGACCCCCGCCUCAUCCUCCAGACCCCUAGGCGAGAGGGCGCCAUCACGCCAGGCUCUCGGGCGGGCCACCGCUCCCCCCGACCCCCCUCAUCGGCCGACGCGGGGAGGCUCGCGCGUAUCGGCAGCGACGAGCUGCCGCAGUUUGGUCUGCCCGUGGGGCGGUGUGGGCUGCUGCCCGGCAACCUGCACUACUACCACAUCAGGGGCUGCAAACCAGACCUCAACGCGUAUGCCUAUGUCACACAUAAGAGAGAGAGAGAGGGAGAGACCACGACCAUUUGUUGUGGUGGGGUUCAGGCCGGUGUCUCGCGAGCUGGAGCACCAGCGUGCCGACGGUGAGGAGGAGAUCACGACCGACACGCUCAAGGUGCAGCUGCCGGGCCAUGGGCACAAGUCGGACAGGCAGGCCGAGGGCGAGGGCCACUUCUGCAGAGCCGCCGUCGACAAACUCGGCAGAAUCGCUUCACUCACAUACAUCGGUAUUGAGGACCGACAAGUCAAUCGUCCAGUAGGCCGUGUCUCUUUCAUGUGUGUGUUUGUGUGUAGGGUUUGAGGAGUUGGAGAUGCCGUCCCUCUGGAGUUUGGUUGGUCUGUCUCUUGCGUACUUCAACAACCUCAAGGCCCGGCACGCCACGGGGGACAUCCCCGACCUUGUCGACUUCCUCUCAGAGGGAUGGGCCACCGCCCUUUUCCAUGACGGGUGGGUGGGUGGUGGGUGGCCAAGCAACGUUUGUCCCAAUGUGAUGUGUGCUGUGCUGCGCUUGCAGGUUUGCGGACAUGUGGCAGCGGCUCAAGGCCGAGAUCGCGCAAAUGCCCGAGAUACAAGCCAUCCUCUCAAAGGUGAGCCACAGAGACGGUCGAGACUGGCUGUGCGUCUGUGGCACCUUUCACUCAUCGUUGGAUAUCGGAUGGAUCAUCAGGCCCUGGCGCCGUUUGCGUUGCCCGCGGAGCCGACAGUGGAGACGGUGCGGCCACACUUGCCCCCGGCCACUUUGAAUGAGCUGCGGAGCCAGUUCCCUGCGAGCUGCAGCAGGGCGGUGGAGGACUCUUUGCUGGCUUACCUGAGGAGACACACCAACCACAUGAAGGACUACUUCCUGCAGGAACAGUGGUCACAAUGACAAAUGACAUGGUCGAGGGGCUUGUUGCUCUGAG